AUGAUCGUCUGCGUCGCCGUCGUCGGCCACCAGAACAACCCGCUGUACCUGCAGAGCUUCACGGAGGCGGACGACGCCCUCAAGCUCCACCACGUCGUCCACUGCUCCCUCGACGUCAUCGACGAGCGAGUGAACAAUCCUAAAAAGAGUGCACCUACACUGAACGAAACAUUUUUGGGUCUUCUAUAUCCGACUGAGAACUACAAAGUGUAUGGCUAUUUGACAAACACAAAGGUCAAAUUUUUAAUGGUUACUACUGAUCUUGAUGUGAAAGAUGCAGAUGCCCGAAAUUUUUUCAGGAAGUUCCAUGCUGCAUACGUGGACGCCGUCUCGAACCCCUUCCACGUCCCAGGGAAGAAGAUCGCCUCGAGAAGCUUCGGUGCGAGAGUGAGCACCAUAGUGAAAUCCUUUGGCUCAGGGACUGUCGGUUAA
Molecule: messenger RNA, 432 nt
Organism: Triticum turgidum subsp. durum (durum wheat)
Lineage: Eukaryota; Viridiplantae; Streptophyta; Magnoliopsida; Poales; Poaceae
Source: the annotation of a GenBank genome assembly